Schistocerca piceifrons (Central American locust) is the source of this 1315-nucleotide messenger RNA. RefSeq names its product serine/threonine-protein kinase 16. Gene Ontology annotation, molecular function: ATP binding; protein serine/threonine kinase activity. Gene Ontology annotation, biological process: protein phosphorylation. The record is from RefSeq and is a predicted model, not a curated record. The transcript has 6 exons. The coding region runs from base 133 to 1056 and encodes 307 amino acids. NCBI's taxonomy places the organism in Eukaryota, Metazoa, Arthropoda, Insecta, Orthoptera, Acrididae. Gene Ontology annotation, cellular component: cytoplasm; Golgi apparatus.
AUCUUUGUGUUUGUUUGGGUGUUGACAUGUGACGUAGUGUGUUUACAUCACGUUACUGAUAAAUGUGUAAUUAUUUUACAAUAUGUGUAAUUUUUACAAAUAAUUUAAAUCUUUUAUGAAUGUGUGGUAAAAAUGGGCUGUGCUUGUUCAAGAACGAAAAUUGCCGUCGGUGGAAAGACGUACACUGUCCAAGAACAUUUGGCAGACGGUGGGUUUAGUUCAAUUUAUCUUGUCCAAGACAGUAAAUCACACAGAUUGUGUGUUUUGAAGAAGAUUGUCUGCCAUGCGAAAGAAGAUCAAAUGAAAGCAUUGCAGGAGGUUGCAUAUUAUGGACUCAUUAAGCAUCCUAAUGUUAUUGAAUGUUUAGAUUCUGGUGUGUCUGGUGAAGCUGAUGCUUUUUCUAAUUAUACCAGUGAAGUUUACAUUUUAUUACCGUAUUAUAAGAGAGGAACUCUGGCAGAUGAACUUUUGCGGCGAAGUAGAAAUUGUGAUCAUCUUCCAGCCAUGGAUGUUCUAACAAUGUUCCUGCAAAUUUGUGAAGGUGUCAAGGCAUUCCAUGAAGCAUUGCCAGAGCCUUUAGCUCAUCGGGACCUGAAGACUGCCAACAUACUUAUUGGAGAAGGCAACAGACCUAUUAUUAUGGAUUUAGGUUCCAUGAGCACAGCCCGAAUUAAAAUAUGUGGAAGUUCAGAAGCCCAGAAACUUCAGGACACUGCCGGGGAAAUGUGCUCCAUGCCGUAUCGGGCACCAGAACUUUUCAAUGUUGAGAGCUAUUGUAUGGUGGAUGAGCGCACAGAUAUAUGGUCCUUGGGAUGUGUGCUGUAUGCCAUGUGCUUUUUCAAAUCACCAUUUGAUGUUGUUUAUGAACGUGGAGAUAGUGUGGCAUUAGCGGUGAUAAGUGGUACAGUGUCAUUUCCAGACAGUUCUCCUUAUGAUCAGGAUCUGCAUGACCUGAUUCUGUACAUGCUGAAAGUGAAUCCUAUGGAACGCCCAUAUAUCUAUAGUGUUAUUGAAAAAACACAUGAUGUCAUUUCAAAACUGCAGUGUGUCGCAUAAGAGCUUGUCCAGUAUGUGCAUGGAAGCACAUAUAAAACUGCAAUGCAUUUACUGUGAUACUUAUUUGUGCAAAAGAUGUACAUAUGAGAAUGUGAUGAUAAAAUCACACUCUUUGAGUGUGUGAGUUGACAUACUACAAGCAACAACUCACUCUGAGUUAUUGUUUUUAUAUUUGGUGUAAUUUGUUCAGAGAGUGAAGACUACUGUUUUAGAUAUUUUAAUAUUAUAGAAUUCAAUUUAAGUAUUUCAUAUGAAGUAU